AUGGGGCUCAAGCUGGGCAGCUGGGUGCCUCUGGGGCCCCUCUUCUCCCUGCUCUUUUCUACUAGCAUGGCGUACAUCGCUACCAGAGAAAACUGCUGCAUAUUAGAUGAGCGAUUUGGUAGCUAUUGCCCAACUACCUGUGGCAUUGCAGAUUUCUUUAAUAAAUACCAUCUCACUAUGGAUAAUGAACUGCAGGAAAUUGAGAGACUUUUGCAGCAAAUCACUAACUCCACAGUAACAACAGAGCAAUUGAUUCAACACAUCCAAACCAUCAGUCCUCCUGAGAAGCAGACACUACCAAGUUUAAGUGGUAGCUUUGCUCAAAAGUCCAGGAAAAUAAUUGAAGAAAUUAUCAAAUAUGAAAACACUAUUUUGUCUCAUGAAAAUACUAUACAACAGUUGACAGAUGCACAUAUAAUGAACAGCAACAAGAUCACACUACUAACACAGAAGAUUGCUCAGCUUGAAGCACGCUGUCAGGAGCCAUGCAAAGAUACUGCUGAAAUACAAGAGAUAAGUGGAAGAGAUUGUCAAGAUAUUGCAAAUAAAGGUGCCAGAAAAAGCGGUCUUUACUUCAUCAAGCCUCAAAAAGCCAAGCAGAUGUUCCUGGUCUAUUGUGAGAUUGACUCAUAUGGCAAUGGAUGGACAGUAUUACAGAGGAGACUGGAUGGGAGCGAGGACUUCAAGAAAAAUUGGGAACAGUACAAGGAAGGAUUUGGACAUCUAUCUCCAGAUGACAGCACAGAGUUCUGGCUGGGCAAUGAAAAGAUUCAUUUAAUAACUACACAGUCUACUCUGCCGUACACCUUACGAAUAGAACUGGAGGACUGGAGUGGCAAAAUAGGCACUGCUGACUAUGCUUCAUUCAGAGUGGGAAAUGAAGAAGACAAAUACCGGUUGACCUAUGCCUACUUUAUUGGUGGUGAAGCUGGGGAUGCCUUUGAUGGCUUUGAUUUUGGAACUGUAAGUGACAAAGCAUCCACCUACCAUAAUGGCAUGCAGUUCAGUACCUAUGAUAACGACAACGACAAGUUCGAAGGCAACUGUGCUGCAGAAGAUGGAUCUGGUUGGUGGAUGAAUAGAUGUCACGCUGGCCACCUCAAUGGCAAAUAUUAUAUAGAUGGUGUGUACACAUCUGAAGAUGCUGGUCCAGCCGGAUAUGACAAUGGGAUUAUCUGGGCAACGUGGCGUAGCCAGUGGUACUCCAUGAAGAAAACUGCAAUGAAAAUCAUCCCAUUCAACAGACUGUCAAUAGAUGGACAACAGCACAACUUAGGCAAGACCAAACAGGUUGGAGAUGCAUAAAUAGACAAUUUAACAAAGACUUAACAGGGAAAACAAGUCUUAUACCUGUGGGACUCUGAACCUACCUAACCUUCUUCAGCUCAGUUUUGACCAUAAAACACCUUUGACAGUAAAAUGUCCAAGCCUUUUCCCUGUGCAGGCCAUUACUUACCUCUGU
Messenger RNA from Rhea pennata, 1462 nucleotides. RefSeq names its product fibrinogen gamma chain (gene FGG). The record is from RefSeq and is a predicted model, not a curated record. Gene Ontology annotation, biological process: blood coagulation; protein polymerization; platelet activation. Bases 1 to 1305 code for a protein of 434 amino acids. NCBI's taxonomy places the organism in Eukaryota, Metazoa, Chordata, Aves, Rheiformes, Rheidae. Gene Ontology annotation, molecular function: signaling receptor binding. Gene Ontology annotation, cellular component: fibrinogen complex. The transcript is spliced from 10 exons.